This is a messenger RNA of Drosophila suzukii, 1115 nucleotides long. RefSeq lists its product as uncharacterized. Gene Ontology annotation, molecular function: protein binding. The record is from RefSeq and is a predicted model, not a curated record. Lineage: Eukaryota; Metazoa; Arthropoda; Insecta; Diptera; Drosophilidae.
AAAAAAUAAUAGCUCCGUUUUUGUUGUCUAUUCAAGACAUAACUUUUAUAUAUUUCUUUAAAACACAGUCAAACACAACUAAUCUCAAAAUAAAAUGUUUGGAACGGGGCACAAUGGAUCCAUGGAUGUCCAUAUGAAAGAUUCUCAAGAAAAGGAGCCAGUUCGAUUGACGGACUUGCCAGUUGAGAUCUUGGAGAUGGUUAUGUCGCAUUUGGGUUUGUACCAUCAUAAAUUAUUGCGUAUGGUAUCAGAAGACAUGAAACACAUCAACAAUUCUUAUAUAAUGCACCGCCACAAAUGCUACGAAUUUGCCCAUCGGGAAAAGCCAUCUGAAAGUGAUCGGGAGUACGGUGUUAGGAUGAUGCUGCAGGUAAUCCGGUGCUCUACGUGUUACUUUGCCGAUAAGGAUUACGAGUCUGUCCUCGCCAUCAGUCUGCUUUUCUUCCAUGAUUCGGUAUACCAGACAGUUGACCAUCUAAGCCAAUUCCUUGUUCAGUUCCUGUUCCGUUUGGAAGACAGGGUUUUCAAGAACCCACUUCAAGUUAGACGCCUCCAGUAUACACUAUCUCUGUUCAGCCUUCUGCGACAAUUCCGAAAUUUUCGGAUCCUGCGCUUCGGAUCGACCCCAUUCCACUGGACCCUGGAGGUAGAGCUCAACAACACCUUUAUCGGAAUUAUAAACAGGAACGAGCUAACUGGCGGUGCAUACAAACGUACCUACUUCAUGGUCAUCAUUGCCGAGCUGCUCCUCCACGAGAAGAAAAACCAAAAUUUUAGCGCUCAGAAGGAGGCUGAUGGUACCCUGUACACCUAUGGUAUCCUGCCAAACUCAAAAGCCAAACGCAAUUCACGGCUGCAGCUGAAGUUCUUAGUACAGGGUCCGCAGAACUUAAUCGAUUUUCUGCAGGAUGUCAUCACCGGAAAGGACGAUCCCAGCAAACCUUUCAACAUGCCACCAGAAUCCGUCUUCAGCGGUCACAUCACGACCAGGGGCUUGCGAGGACCACAAUUUGUGUAUAAUGGCGACAUGGACAUUAGUAUCUUGAAGUUUUCUGAGCUGGAAGACUGGAGUGAUUCAGAGGCUUCACUAUAGUGUAUUGCAAUAAAAAUAAAUG